AUGACAAGCGCAUUCGUCACCUUCCAGAAGCUGUUCAAUGCACAGCUCUCUGACAGCUCCGCACUUGGUCCGCAACUUGACGCGCUCACAGAACAGUCCAACCAGGUCAACGCGGCAGGAAUAGAGGUCAAACCUCAGCUUCUUGCUCUGCUCAUGAUCAAUGCUCUCUCCAAGUCGUACCAGACCAUCGCUGGUACAAUUCUCACCACGCAGACUGAUGUUACGCUGCUCACAGCGGCGCUCAUCAAGCCCAAGAUCGUCGAGGAGGAACAGCGCCGUGUUGCGAACUGCACACAGAUUGCGCACAUCUUAAAGGCGCCUCUCCUUGACAAGAAAUGUGAGAAGUGUGGUCACAAGAAUCACACGACGGAGCAGCACUGGGACACAAAGCUGGCAAAUUCUGGCUCGAGUUCCGGUAACGGCAACAACACGUAG
This is a messenger RNA of Phanerochaete carnosa HHB-10118-sp, 435 nucleotides long. RefSeq lists its product as uncharacterized. The transcript has 2 exons. NCBI's taxonomy places the organism in Eukaryota, Fungi, Basidiomycota, Agaricomycetes, Polyporales, Phanerochaetaceae. Bases 1 to 435 code for a protein of 144 amino acids. The record is from RefSeq and is a predicted model, not a curated record.